Messenger RNA from Miscanthus lutarioriparius, 1107 nucleotides. Lineage: Eukaryota; Viridiplantae; Streptophyta; Magnoliopsida; Poales; Poaceae. The record is from the annotation of a GenBank genome assembly.
AUGAGAUCGAGGGUGGCGCUGGAGCCGCUGGCGGAGGAGCCCGGCGGCGGGGAGGAGGAGGCGGCGCGGCGGCGCUCGGGCCUCCACGCGGCGCUGCACCGGUGGGCGCGCCUCCUCUCCGGGGGCGCGGCAGGGGACGACGCCCGACCGGCCGCCGACCUGCGCGGGCUCCUCUCCGUGCUCGCCUGCCCGCUCUCCCCCGUGCCCCUCCUCCCGCGCCUUCCCCGCCACGUGGCGUCGUCGGCGCAGUACAUCAUCGAGCAGUUCAGAGCCACGACGGGGUGCGGGAAGCUCGAGGACGGCGCCGUCAAGAGCAUGUACGCGUCCGGCCGGGUGCGCCUCUCCAUGCUGCAGGAGCCCGGCUGCGGCGGGGGAUCAGGCGUCAUCGGCAGCGGCGGCGGGCGCGGCCACGAGGGGAGCUUCGUGCUGUGGCAGCUCGCGCCCAGCAUGUGGCUCCUCGAGAUGUCCGUGGCCGGGCAGAGCGUCGCCGCGGGCAGCGACGGCCGCGUCGCCUGGCGCCGCACGCCCUGGCUCGGCGCCCACGCCGCGCGCGGCGGCUCCCGCCCGCUCCGACGCGCGCUCCAGGGCCUGGACCCUGUGACGAUCGCGUCCAUCUUCUCGACGGCCGAGCACGCCGGCGAGAAGGAGGUGGACGGCGAGGACUGCUUCGUGCUGCGCCUGGACGUGGGCCCCUCGGUGCUGUCGAGCUGGAGCGACGGCACCGCGGAGGUGAUCCGGCACGGGCUGACGGGCUUCUUCAGCCAGCGCAGCGGCCUCCUGGCGCGGCUGGAGGACUCGCAGCUGACCCGGAUCCAGUCCCCCGGCGCGGCCGCCAUGUACUGGGAGACCACCAUCGCGUCGGCCGUGUCGGACUACCGCGCCGUGGACGGCGGCGUGGCCGUCGCGCACGCGGGCACGUCCACGGCGCACCUCGCCCGGUUCGGCGUCGGCGUCCGCGCCGCGCGCGUGGUGGCGCGGAUGGAGGAGUCGUGGACCAUCGACGACGUGGCGUUCAACGUGCCGGGGCUCGGCCCGGACGCCUUCAUACCGCCGGAGGAGGUCAGGAGGAGCCGGUCCUACGGCGCCGCCAUCGGCGGUGGCAAGUGA